AUGGAGAGCCAGACACUUCACGUUCCAUCCGGUUACAACCAGCACGAUAUCUUUCGAUUAACGAGACGUGAUGUUGAGAAUCCUUCACCUAUUUACCAACAUUCCCAACCUCUCGACGUUACAAUCUAUUGUUCAAGAUACGCCGCCGGCUUACAAUCAGGAGAGGAUCAGUUUUUAAGACAAGAACAUACUCCAACUUACGUGGAAUCGGUCCUGUCACGUCAUCCUCAGACACCUUCUGAAACAACAAUCCCGUUUUAUCGAAGCUCCGAUCUGAACUGCUCUUACGGAAGUUACGAAUCUCUAUCAUCGGUCGAUGAAAUCGUGUUUCCUAAAAAUACGGAAAUAAACUUCAAUCCGGAACUUUGUACAUUUCCAAAAUACGACAUACAAAGCGAUUCGCAAGGCAUGGAGGAUUUAUUGACUUCCAGAGAUACUCAUUCGACUUUCAUACCUAAUACGGUAACAUGCGAUGAGAACAGGUUCCCACCAAGUUUUCUGUACCCGACAAGUAGCAACUUAACUACACCGUCUGGAAAUUACCCGAACAAAGCUGUAGUGUUUUUAACAGAUCAAAAACAAGCUUUCCCUUAUACACCGGAAACUAGGUUUAAAUUGAACUCUCACUGUAGUUCUCCAGUUUUCGAUCCUGAUUCGGAUUGCACGGCGAAAUCUGACGAACUUAUUCCAGACCUUACUCAACACAAUGAUACAAAUAUUACCGAUGGGAUUGAACCUCCAACGUCUGGGUCCGACCUAGACUUGUUCAAAGAUAAUGCAAUAUCUACGGGUAACUGUGCAGAGUCUUUAAGCAAAGAUGCCAAACAAAAUGCAAAUAAUAGUAAUGACGGUGGAGAAAACGACAAACAAUUGACUGUGAAAAGUGCUUCCAGUGAAAAUGUCAAACCGGCACUAUCAUACAUUGCGUUAAUAGCAACCGCUAUUCUAGAAUCUACACAGCAGAGAUUAAGUCUUGGAUCAAUUUAUUCUUGGAUCGAAACCAACUACCCAUUUUACCGAAAUCGGAGUCAAGGUUGGCGGAACAGUGUUCGUCAUAAUUUAUCCCUCAACGAUUGUUUUGUAAAAGCAGGCAGAUGUGAAGACGGCAAAGGCAAUUAUUGGGCCAUCCAUCCGGCUAAUGUGCAGGACUUUAUGAGAGGGGACUUCCGUCAACGACGCCGCUCGCGAAGGAGAGGCCGAAAGGCGUCAUGUGACAUAAACGUAUAUCCAAUGUCCGCUAAAUAUUUAACUAAUCAUUCCAGCUUAACAAUGUCUCCGUUCGCUCCCAACCUGAAUCCGAUUUACUCACCAUACACCGAGGCCGAAAGGCAAGCUUAUCGUCUUGACGAAGCUCUCUUGCGUCAGACAAUCAACAGUCCCUUUGUGAAAUGGUUUCACGGUUCCAUGCCCCAUGCUUCCUUCUCUACAGGUGGAACAGAUUACAAGACUCCUUCUGCUCAUUGGCAAACCUAUUCCGAUAAAGCAUCUCCUUCUACGCAUCAACUUGGUCAUAACUUCUCAAGGUAAUACACAGAGAAAACUGGCAUCUUAGUCUGGAUACCAAUGUGAGAACUGAAACCGGAAACACAUGAAAAUGGGUGCUGUAAAAACUGGUGAAAC
Messenger RNA from Octopus bimaculoides (California two-spot octopus), 1620 nucleotides. RefSeq lists its product as uncharacterized. Gene Ontology annotation, biological process: regulation of transcription by RNA polymerase II; anatomical structure morphogenesis; cell differentiation. NCBI's taxonomy places the organism in Eukaryota, Metazoa, Mollusca, Cephalopoda, Octopoda, Octopodidae. The record is from RefSeq and is a predicted model, not a curated record. Gene Ontology annotation, molecular function: RNA polymerase II cis-regulatory region sequence-specific DNA binding; DNA-binding transcription factor activity, RNA polymerase II-specific.